This is a messenger RNA of Periconia digitata, 470 nucleotides long. The record is from the annotation of a GenBank genome assembly. NCBI's taxonomy places the organism in Eukaryota, Fungi, Ascomycota, Dothideomycetes, Pleosporales, Periconiaceae.
AUGGCAUGGCAUAGGCCAUCGUGCAGGGGCUUUCUUUCUACCCUGGCCACAACCCAUACACAGACACUACACACUCGACAAUCCACACUCACUCCGCUGUCACCCACCCCCCUCGUCAAUACUGCUGCUUCCGUGCUCGUCACUCGCCCUGCCCUGUCCGACACAUACUUGGCCGACUCUGACUGUCAAUUCUUUCUUCUCAGCCCAAGCCUAAUCUCCCCGAUUCGCCCUCCGCCUUGUAACCUAUAUACAUAUCCCCAAACAUCCUCAAACAUUUCGCCAUCAGCCUCCAACUCCACCACUCUUGUUCGCCCCCCUUUGCGCCAUCCUCCCACGGUUCCGCCCCUUCUCGCCUUCAUCGCCUACCAAGAUCUGCGACCCGCAUAAACUCAGCCUCCCCCGCCUGCUACCAAUCCAUUCCCCAUCUCUCUAAUCAUUCACCUUUGCUUUGCCUUGCCCCUCUACCAACC